GAUUACUACAAUUAUUUAAUAUGAAAGAUUAGAACAAUGAACGUUUUUCGGAUUUUCAUUUGUUUUUCAUUGAAUCAAACUUAAUCCUCAAUACAUAUAGAAUGAAUGAACAACUGGACAUAUACGAACAAAUAACACGUAAAAUUUGUUUUCAUUGUUACCAAUCUGAUUUCUUUCGACUUUCGUAAAAGUGCCUUUUCAUUUUCACUGAUAACUUAUGUAAUAUGGUAACGCGAACCUACUUACAAAUCAAUAAUGAUGGUUAUAUCUACCAGCAACCUGUAUCAUACUUCACACCGAAUACACAAAAUUUCCAACGACAAUGGAAAAGUCAUCAGAAUUUACAUGAAUCACGCUUGCUUAAUCGUCAUGUAUCUGAUCAGUACAUUACUAUACCGACAACACGUUUCAAUAAUGAUUCAUAUAAAAAAGUAAAUGGAUGUUAUAACAUCACUUUAAGUAUCAAUAAUACUACUAAUAAUAAUGAUACUAGUAAUCACUGUAAUAGCAAUUAUAGUAUUAAUAGUGUAAACAACAAUUGUGUGCAACAAAAUGUUUACAAGCCUCUAUCAAAUUUAUCUGACAACAUCAAUAAUCAUCGUCUAGUAUCAAAAGAAAAUUCCUCUACCAUGAGGUUCGGUGAAAAAUUACGUUCUACAUCCCUACCACCAUUAUUACAUACUACAAAUUAUUUUACUCCACAAAAAUCAAUAAUUGCCAAUACUGGCCACACUUCACCAUCAUUGGUCAAUCAGAUGUGUCAUAAAUUCUCUUCUACCUCCGCAUGUCAACACAGUGGUGCAGAUUGGGAAGAUUGCCGUAUUAGUAUAGACUGUUUUGGUAUUAAAGGAAAACAUUGUAAAUCAAUAAGGCACCUACACAAGAAUUACAGUUAUAAAUUAGCACCACAAACGCAUUUAUCAUCAACACGUAUUGGUAACACACAGAAUGGACUGAAUGAUAAAUAUUUACUCCCUUUACCAAUAAGGACACCUUCUAUUCAUUUAGAAAAUAUAAAGUUAAAUAAAACAUCCCAAUCAAUAAGAUCGCAUAGUUUAUGCGCUAGAUCUGUCCGUCUAUCAAUUAUACCGUUAAAUCCAAUCUACAAAAGAUCACCAUCGUUAUUAAGAAGAAAACAGUGUUUAACAAAUCACACUAAUCAGUCGAUAAGAACUAGAACUACACCUUGGAUUAAUUCAUUUGAUUUACACAAUUAUCAUACAGUUCUUCGCAAUUGUUGGCGUAAAAAUUUAAUUCAAAGAAUGGCUUUCAAAAUUGAUGAUUUUACAAUCCAAGAAGAUCAAGUAAAAGUUGCCAAAGAUGUUUUCAAACGUUUUGACAAAAGAGGACAAGAAAAAAUUAGCACCACUGAUUUAGGUCCGGCUUUUCGUGCACUUAAUCUUACUGUUAAACCAGACACUUUGAAAGAAUGGGCUGAUCAGGUUGAUGACGAUGCUACCGGAUUCAUUGAUUUUAAUGGAUUUCUAAUUUGUUAUGGAAAGAAACUUCAAGAAGAUCAAGAUGAAAGAGAUUUAAGAGAUGCAUUCCGAGUUCUGGACAAAAAUAAACGUGGAGAAAUUGAUGUUGAAGAUUUAAGAUGGAUAUUAAAAGGUCUAGGUGAUGAUCUUACUGAAGAAGAAAUAGACGACAUGAUUCGAGAUACUGAUACCGAUGGAUCAGGAUUUGUCGACUUUGAUGGUCAGUUUAUUCAUAUAUAUAUUGGUUGUUCGAAUCAACCCAUUGGUGUUGAGAACUGCAAUUGAUCUAUCUUUUAUUGACAUGUAUGCAUCCUGUACGAAUUGCCUCGGAACAGCCAUUCAAUCACAAGCAUUUUAAGCAGAAAUGUAUGGUAGGUAGCUGUUAAGUCUAGGAUGAGCGUUUUAUCCUAUAUGGGAUUCGUCACAUGUACAUAUCUGCCGCAUCCGAAUUAAUGUUCACUCCGGGACUCGAACCCACUAUCGUUCACCUCAAACGUCAACGCGUCAUCUACCUAGCUCAUCUACUUAGUUCAAUAAAAUUAUUUACAUUUGUAGAAUACAAUUUUUCAACACUUAAAUUUUUCGUCAGUAAAAUUAUCCCAACAAGUCAUCAAUCGGAUAGUUUCUGUUCUGAAAUAUUCACAUCCACUUUAAUUCUGAGUUGUAAUACAACACAAUAAUAGGCUGUAAAAAUUAUCUAUACAUAUCUAUUUUAUGAUUAACUUGGCUGACAAAGAGCAUCAUCAAAAACCACUAGAAGGUGUUUUCAGCUAAUUUAGAGAUCAAAAGGCUUUUAAGCAACUAAUGAUACGUAAUAUUAUGAUUAUUAGCGAUGUAUUGAUUAUCAUAUGAACACAUUGGUAUAUCAACUGGAUAACGCCACUCUAAUCAUUAUAAACUGCCAAUAAACCCUGUUUGAGUUAUGAAAACCGUCGUAAUUUAGUGAACCACUGAUGGAUCAGAUGCCUAUAAUAAAGUUUUAGAUCUGGAAACUAGUAUGAGAUUCUGUAGCAGUUUGCACCCAUAAUCCCUCCAUGAAUCAAAUACAGAACCGUCUGGGCUCAUAGAGGGUUUAAUACAAUUAGCUCCAACUUCAGGUAAUGAACAUAAUUUGUGAUCUUUCGGUCAUGUUACUCAGCUUCAUACUAGAACGACACAUCCGUCCAAUAUUUUUGGUUUUCUAAUUAAUAAAUCUUAGUAUUUAUGUUCACACAAUUACUCGAAUCUAGUAUUUUUCACUUUACACCGUUAUAGGCUAUUCAUUAAGCCCAUUAACUGGUUCUAAUUGCAUAAAUUUAUAUAUACAUGGCUGUAUAAAACUGAAUUUUAUUUAACCUUUGUUGUCAUGUUUGUGUAUCUUGAGUAUAUUGUUGCCUUAAUACUAGCAUGUAGUUAUGAAAAAAAAGAAGUUUAUCAUCUUCUAUUAACGUUCAUUUUCUCCACCGAAAUUAAACUAUCUGUUAUAGAUUGUUGUCUUGUAAUAUUUAUCAUGAGAUAAUAUCGCCAAUUUGAGACACCAACUUAUACGACCAAACCAGUGACCCAUAAAACCUGUACAAACAGCCUAGAGUUCUUAAUGAACAUUUGAGAUAGUAACUUCUCGCCUAACUCAGCCAGUUCAAGACAGAACUUAAAUACCAGCCUUCGUUACAUGAGUCAUACAUUUCAGACAUACUAUGUUUAUAUACUAGUGAUGAUGUCACAGGUAUUCAGUGUUUGACAACGCUUCUACCAGUAACACCUUCUAAUAUAUUUCGUUCCCGCCCAGAGAAAUCAAAAGACAGAGUCGAGGAGAUCGGAAGAGUAUAUUUGGCGAUGACCAAUAUAUCGGAAUUCUCUGAUCUAAUCUGGCUAGCGAUUGCGGUUGAUGUUGAGCACGGCGUUACCACACGUGAUCUGGUGCGGAUGACUGACCGAGCGCCUUCAGCUAGGUGAGUCCACUAAAACAUAUGGUCAGCAUCCAAUGUCGAAAACUUAGUGCUAUUUAUUUUGGGGAUUUAUUUACCGCUACAGAUCACUCCCCCCCUAGUGGGGCAGUGACGACCCUAAGACAUGGCCAGCCAGAAGUUUAAACCCAACGAGUUUGUCGUUGGUAAACACUCUUCUGAUAGCUUACUAAAUUUAGCAGCGUCUGGUCGUCUUUCCUUACUAUAUGGGACGGAGGUACAACAUAGUAAAAAAAGAAAAUGUACAUGGAAAAUUUCGGAUCCUCAUAAACGUCAUCGUUCUUUUCCAGCCGUCCUGGAAAAGAAAAAAGAAAAUGUAAGUGCAUGUCGAAAUACACUCGUAUGUGCGUCAAAGCACAAUGUCGGCGGAAAAAAAAAUGGAAAAUAAACUCAUGAACACGUAAUAGCGUUAAAAAAAUUGUUUUUUUGUUUUGUUUUUUUUU
Schistosoma guineensis is the source of this 3867-nucleotide messenger RNA. The record is from the annotation of a GenBank genome assembly. Lineage: Eukaryota; Metazoa; Platyhelminthes; Trematoda; Strigeidida; Schistosomatidae.